Molecule: messenger RNA, 1960 nt
Organism: Mercurialis annua (annual mercury)
Lineage: Eukaryota; Viridiplantae; Streptophyta; Magnoliopsida; Malpighiales; Euphorbiaceae
Exons: 9
Coding region: 119-1660 (513 amino acids)
Biological process (GO): DNA strand elongation involved in DNA replication; DNA synthesis involved in UV-damage excision repair; nucleotide-excision repair, DNA gap filling
Cellular component (GO): delta DNA polymerase complex; nucleus
Molecular function (GO): DNA-directed DNA polymerase activity
Source: RefSeq, a predicted model, not a curated record
AUUCAAAAAAAAAUAAUUAAAAGAUUUCUUUUACCAUCAUCAUUGAAGGUACAUAGCGGGAUGGAGAAAAUGGCGGGAAAAGAGAAAAAGAGGUAAAGAAAAUCGAUAAGAGUAAGGGAUGGAAACCCUAGCCAUUCUUGAAGAGCUCCAAUCUCUCGUCUCCGAUAAACUUCAAGUGGUUUCGUAUAAGUGGCUUAGUCGCAAUUUUUCGGUCUCAUCAAAUGCUGCAAAGAGGUUGCUUCAACAAUUUGCUGAGGAACAUAAAAAUGGUGUUGAAGUAGUAUAUGCUGUGUCUGGCUGGGUGAAAAACAAUCCGCAAACUUACCAUAUAACCCUUGUUUCUGCACACAGACUCCAAGAGGCUAGAGAAGAGUUUGACGGAAAUUGCUCAAUUCAUGUCUAUAGUGUACAAGCUGCUAUCCCAAAGGAUCCAGCUGCACUUUGGAAUGAUGAAUUUGUACAAGCAGAAGAGCUCUUUAAGCAGCCCUCUGUGGUUGAAAAUUGUUUAAGGGAUAACAGGUUCUGUGGGGUUUUUAAUCCUUUUGUUAAGCGCAACGUUGCUGGAACCGCUGUUAAUGCUGCUUCACAAUCUAAAAGUUCGGGCACCCCAGGGCCAUCCAGAAGUAGUUCUGCUCCUGAUAACAUUAAAGAUGUACAUCAGCAAAUUAAAGUUGAGCAAUCAGGUCCAAAAGCCGGUAAGCAAUCUACCGUAUUGGUGAAAGAUGUUAAACCUGAAAGUCAUGGGACAGAAGAUCAAUUAUCCAAGCCCGCUCUUCAUGGUGGAAAAGUACCUCUUGUGUCUGCUAAUGAAAAGAAAGGACAGGUUGAUAAAAAUCCCACUUCACUGACAAGCCUAUGGGGUCGUGCGUCGGAGAAGUCAAAAGUUACUUCUGCAGUAAACAAUAACAGUCUCAUUACGAAUCCUACUGCCAGCGCAGAAGCGCAAAUUGGUGCAUGUGAGGCAUUAGAAGAUCUGAGCAGUGAUGAUGAAGCUAGAGAUGUCAACUUUAAGUGCAUUUCUAAUGGCAAAGGGGGUAGAAAAAGGAGAGUAAUUUUUCAUGACUCGGAUGAUGAGAAUGAGGAUACAGUCAGCCUAGCAACACCAGAUCCUCCAAAGGAGAAAAUCAAUAAAAUUUUGCUUUCUGAGAAACCCAAUGUCAAUGGCCUAACAGAUGAUAAACCGAUAAUUAAGGAAGAAAAAUCAAUUGAUAAAGCACCUGAUAAAGAUCCAAGAGAAACUUCUUUUGCUCCCAGCAGGAGUAUCAACUCUAAAGAUGCUUCCAGAGAGAAGGUACAUAACCAUAGUACUAAGGAUGACGGUAAUGCAAAUAUAGCUACUAGUGCUGUCCCAGGUUCACCCAAAAGGAGGAAAGUAUUAAGGACCCGCAUUGAUGAGCGUGGUAGAGAAGUAAAUGAGGUGGUCUGGGAAGGGGAAGAUACAGACACAAAUAAAGCAGACUGUAACUCAACGAAGAAUGCAGACAGUAACUCAACGAAGAAAGUUGAAAGUAAUCCAAUCGCGAAUACUGUGAAUAACAGGGGAGCUGCUGCAGCUAAGAAGUCUCCAACGGUGGCUGCAUCAAAUCCAGGAGGUAAAGCAGGGAACAAAAAGAAGGACCCUAAACAAGGCAAUAUUUUGUCAUUCUUCAAGAAAGUUUGAACUUUGUUCUCUUUUUUUUUUUUGAUCCCUCUACUCCUUUUGUUUAGCAAUACUUGUAUGCUUAGAGCAUCACAGUGGGAUGCUCUUACCGGUUAUCAUUGAGCUUUUUCCACUGUGGAGCUUGGGGAAAAGCUCAAUAAGAAUCGAGCGGUUGGUACUUACCAACCGCUCAAUUCUGGAAAGCUGAGUUUAAUGGAAAGCUGAUGUCAUUUUAUCAGACUCAAAAACAGUCUAACGACUGUGGAUGCUCUUAGUGUGAAGUUCAUAUUCUCAAUUAUACCAUUUCCUUGCAUUUUUUAA